Epinephelus moara (kelp grouper) is the source of this 817-nucleotide messenger RNA. Its product is annotated as tetraspanin-13-like. Gene Ontology annotation, cellular component: membrane. The coding region runs from base 157 to 777 and encodes 206 amino acids. The transcript is spliced from 6 exons. The record is from RefSeq and is a predicted model, not a curated record. Lineage: Eukaryota; Metazoa; Chordata; Actinopteri; Perciformes; Serranidae.
ACCAAUCAGCGCGCAGGUUCAGUUCAGGAAACGCUCUCUGGUUUCCACCUGCAGACAAGAAGCCACAAGGAGCCGGAGAGCCUCGAGACUGACUCAGUCUCAGUGGGAAAUAAGAAAUAUAUUUAUAUUUUUAAGGACUUCUUCCGGUGAGCAGCGAUGGUUUGCGGCGGGUUUGUUUGCACCAAGAACGCUCUGUGCGCUCUCAACAUACUCUAUGUUUUGGUGAGUCUGCUGCUGAUCGGAGUGGCCGCCUGGGGGAAAUGGUUCGACCUGGUCUCCAGCAUCAGGGUGGUGGCGGGGGUCAUCGGCGUGGGCAUCUUCCUGUUCCUGGUGGCCUUUGUGGGGCUGUGCGGCGCUGUGAAGCACCACCAGGUCCUCCUCUUCUUCUACAUGAUAAUCCUGUUCACAGUGUUCGUCGUGCAGUUCUCCGUGUCCUGUGCUUGUCUGGCCCUGAAUAAAGACCAACAGAACAAUCUGCUGGAGGUUGGAUGGAACAAAUCCGAGGACACUCAAAAGGACAUCGAGAAAACACUCAACUGUUGCGGCUUCUCUUCAUUUUCCUACAAUGGCACCUGUGCAGCUAGAUGCUUUCACAGCAAUCCUCCGCCGACUUGUGACACGUGCUCGAACACUAUCCAGGGGUAUGCAGGAGAGGUGCUGCGGUUUGUGGGUGGUAUCGGACUCUUCUUCAGCUUCACAGAGAUUCUUGGAGUCUGGCUUGCCCACAGAUACAGAAAUCUCAAAGAUCCUCGAUCAAACCCUGGAGCCUUUCUAUAACCACUCACAGUUUAAUAAACCAAAAAGAUUGCACUGCUAA